ACCAACCAUGGUUGCUCCAGCCAGCGCCUGGCCGGCCCUUUCAGGGGCCUCCGGUCGGGAUGCACCCGCAGACACCACCGCCAGAAUUCUGAACGCCAAUUAAGACGAGCUCACCGCGGACCUUCUGAAGAACCCAGGGGGGCGGACUGGCGCGCAGAAUUCUCUCAGCUACGGCAGCAGACCCUCGAGAUGCGCAAGGACUUAAAUGCCGUGCGGGAAGCUACCGAACGGCAGAUAUUGAGCCGAGCCGGUCCAUCCACCUUUGCCAGUAUCGUCCGAGAUGCCCCAGCGCCUUGCCAUCACCUCUCAUCUCACGGUUCUGCCUCCUCAGCGGGGGUCACCGCCUUGGAAGUCACCCAGGACUGCGAGGUGACUGUCAGGCUUAACGACCAAGCAGCAGUCACUCAGUACCGGCGCGAGACGCCUGCUUCUCUCACUAAGAAGGUCGACCAUAUGCGAGCUCGCACGGCGAUAUCUAUAGGGUCUGUACCGCUAGCGGCCGUUAGGAUCUUAGCAUCCCGCCAGCUGCGAUCAGGCGAUCUCCGCUUUACUGUCCGGUCUGCCAAGGAAGCGGAAAUUCUUCGGACGCACCGGGACUGGGCUUGUCGCCUACACAAGAAAGCUGAGGUUCUACUGCCGACGUGGGGUAUUAUUAUCAACGACGUUGACGAUGCGGUUAUAUCCAAGCUGGUGGCUGCUAAUUUACAGGACUGGGGUGAGGACGUGGAAAUUAAGAAAUUGGAUUGGCUCCGUUCGCCAGUUGAAAAGUCGGGCUUGCUUGUGGCGGAAUUCUCUUCUCCAGUCGCCGCCAACACCGCUAUCGACCGGGGUGUCCUUUGGGAUGGUAAUUGUCUAUCUGCAGUACUCUAUGACCGAGCCACAUGCGUACGUCAGUGUCGCAAAUGUCAAAAAUGGGGUCACAUAGCAACUACCUGCCGAACUAACACCAAACCGACAUGCGUGUACUGCGCUGGCGAGCACCUUUCUCGGAGCUGCUCGCAGAAAGCUUGCAGUACGCUGAAUGAAUUCAAGUGCGCCAAUUGCGGGGGCGCACAUGCUGCGUGGGCGACAGAGUGCCCCGAACGGGAGAAAGAGGUGGAGAAAAUGAAUGAAAUGAGCCGGUACAGUCCGCGUUACCAUCCCGUUCCUGCAUACUACUCAAUCCAUGCGCCGUCCGUGACGUUCUGUCCAUCGCCCGCUAGCUCGUGGGGAUCGCCGGUGGAGUCAGACUCUAGCUCCAGCGGGUCAAGCGGCACCGAGAGUAGCGACUCACCCGCAGAGUGA
Molecule: messenger RNA, 1284 nt
Organism: Penicillium longicatenatum
Lineage: Eukaryota; Fungi; Ascomycota; Eurotiomycetes; Eurotiales; Aspergillaceae
Exons: 3
Molecular function (GO): zinc ion binding; nucleic acid binding
Source: RefSeq, a predicted model, not a curated record